Molecule: messenger RNA, 5969 nt
Organism: Labrus mixtus (cuckoo wrasse)
Lineage: Eukaryota; Metazoa; Chordata; Actinopteri; Labriformes; Labridae
Gene: myt1b
Product: myelin transcription factor 1b
Exons: 24
Coding region: 560-4516 (1318 amino acids)
Biological process (GO): regulation of transcription by RNA polymerase II
Cellular component (GO): nucleus
Molecular function (GO): DNA-binding transcription factor activity, RNA polymerase II-specific; RNA polymerase II cis-regulatory region sequence-specific DNA binding; zinc ion binding
Source: RefSeq, a predicted model, not a curated record
GGAGAAAGCAGCAGAAGAAGAGGAGAUACAGCAGCAGGAGUCACAAGGCAGGACAAUGAGGAUCUGUGUGAGGGACUGCUGGAGCCGCCUGGGGCAGCUGUUAGCUUAACGACUCUCUGCUUUGAACGACCACCAGAACUCCUUCUGCAUUUAUUUAACAUGCCACAUUCUGACUUGAUUUCUCAGUUCAAACCCUAAAAAGACUCUAAAAGUCUGUUCCUGCAGACCCUGGAGAGCACUGGGUUUGAACCUGAAUGUGUUUCUUCACUGCACAUGCUCAGUCGAAGCCCCCCAGCUAUACUCCAGUUAGUGUGACCUCCGUUCAUGCAGCUCUCCCUCUCCCCCUGAAAGGACAGCUUUGUGACUCUUUCUCUUCCUGUAAACCAAAGUAGCAACAAAAAGCACGGGGAGCGUUCUGUAGAGAAAAGAGGAAACUUUGUUGUGCUGUCACUGCGGCGGCUCGUAGACUCUGCACUUUGUCUGAAAACAACAAACUUUGAGCAGAAGUUUAUAAAGUGUGUUUUUGAACCUUUAACGGGAGUUUGUUCAGAAGAGGCUCAUGGUGAUGUUUAGUGAGACUCUCCGCAGGUCGUCUUCAGCCGCUCUCUCUCUCUCUCAUCGUGACAUGAAGGAUCGUCAGUUCUCAGAGAAAGAAAAUGAGUUUCGGGGCGAGCUGGUGAACCAGCGGUGGACACGAGGCGAGAGGACCAGCAGCCGCUGUCAGGCCUCCCAGAGACUGCAGAGCCGUCGACCAAUCAUGACGAGCGUGGAGGGUGACGACAAGCGAACUCGCACGCGGUCCAAAGGAAUCAGAGUUCCUGUUGAGCUCGUAGGACAGGAGCUGAGCUGCCCCACCCCUGGAUGCAAUGGCUCCGGCCAUAUCAGUGGGAGAUACUCACGACACAGAAGCGUUCUGGGCUGCCCCAUAGCCAGGAAGCGCCGUCUAGAGGAAGCCGAGGCAGAGCAGGAUCAGGAGGAGCAGGACGCAGAGCAGCCCGCCGCCAAGAGGAAGUCCAACGCCCUGAAACUGGCGCUGGAUGAGGGCUUCAGCGCAGAGAGCGACGCCAGCAGCGAGGCUGAGGGCGAGGGAGAGAAAGAUGGAGAGAAGAGCCGGGAGAGUAAGGAAGGAGGAGAGGAGGAGAAAGAGGAGGUGGCACAAGAUGAACAGACAAACGGACAUGAGGAGGAGGAGUCACAGCAGGAGGAGGAGACUGAUCAGAAGGAGGAGGACAGAGCUGAUGAAGAAGAAGAGUGUGUCAUCAUCGAGCCUGAGCACGCAGCGGCGCCCCCUGCAGACGAGUGUCCGUCUCCCUCUCAGAGUGCCGAAGAGGUGGCCAACUCUCUCCUCCACCUCGGCCGAGUCCCCGACAACAAUGAGCCGAGUGUGGCCCUUCUGCAGCCGGUUGCUAUGGAGACUGAGGAGGAUAUCGUUGUGGCAGCCGCACGGGGUGAAGAAGUAAAGGAGGAGAAGGAGGAAGAGGAGGAGGAGGAGGCAAACAGAGUUCAAGUAUCAGAGUCACCUGUUGGACAGAAGGAGGCAGCUGAGGAGGAGGAGGAGGAAGAAGGAAAGGAGAUGAGCCAGGAGAACCAGCAGUACCUGUCUGACCAGAUCAGAGAUGACAGAGAGGAGGAGCAGGAGCAGCAGGAGGAGGAGGAGGAGGCAGCUCCAGCACAUCAGAGACUGAGCACUCCUGAAGAGAAGGAGGAGCAGGUGGAGCAGGAGCAGGAAGAGGAGCAGGAGGAGGAGGAGGAGGAGGAGGAGGAGCACCACAGUCUGCCCGAUGUGCCAACUGCCGUCCGCACUAUUACCAGCACCGCCGCCGCUCAGGGAACACACACCUUUAACCACACAGCCAGUCCCCUACAGGACUACAACUCCCACAUGGCCAGUCUCCCAGAAAACUACAACUCCCACCGGGCCAGUCCACUCCACAAAUUGGACUCCCACAAACCUCUUCAGAACUACAAGUCCAGUCCUCCCCUCAUCUUCAGGGCCGGUCCGCUUGAGGACUACUUCCCCAACCUCCGAGGAGAGAACUUUCACCUCCACACAGCGGCACCCUCCGCCUCCCCCGACAUCAUCGAGGUGAGGUCAGACCGCUCCGACGAGAAGGACUUCGACGAUGUGGACGGGGACGACGAGCGUGACGACGAGGACAGCCUAUCGCAGCGUUCCACGGUGACGGACGAGUCAGAAAUGUUCGACAUCACGAGGGGGAACCUGGGUCUGCUGGAGCAGGCCAUCGCCCUGAAGGCGGAGCAGGUGAAGCCGGCCGGGCCCCGAGAGCUGCUGUGCGGCCCUGACCUCCACCACCAGAGAUACUUCACCAUGGACGACAGGCCCAAACACCUGGACAUCCUGCGCAAGAGCUACUUCAGCAAAGAGAGCAGCAGGCCAGAGAAGAGGGAGAUCAAGUGUCCCACCCCGGGUUGUGAUGGGACGGGUCAUGUGACCGGUCUGUACCCCCACCACCGCAGCCUGUCAGGCUGUCCGCACAAGGACAGGAUCCCCCCCGAGAUUCUCGCCAUGCAUGAGAACGUGCUGAAGUGUCCGACUCCCGGCUGCACCGGUCAGGGCCAUGUUAACAGCAACCGCAACACACACCGCAGUCUCUCUGGAUGUCCCAUCGCUGCUGCAGAGAAACUGUCCAAGGGCCACGAUAAGCAGCUUCUGUGUCAGCCGGGCGGCGAGCUGCUCAAAGGAAGCCCCAACGACAGAGUGCUCAGGCCCAUGUGUUUUGUAAAGCAGCUGGAGGUUCCUCCGUUCGGCAGCUACAGGCCCAACAUGGCCCCCACCACGCCUCGAGCUAACCUGGCCAAGGAGCUGGAGAAGUACUCCAAGGUGUCCUUCGAUUAUGCAAGCUUCGAUGCUCAAGUGUUUGGGAAGCGCAUGCUCGCUCCAAAGAUGGCCACCAGCGAAACGUCACCCAAAGCCUUCAAAACUAAGCCCUCUUUCCCCAAGUCCUCGUCGCCCAGCCUUGUUCUCCACGGUUACGGGAAGAGCUCCUCCUUGGCCUACGAUUACUCCCACGAUGCCGAGGCCGCCCACAUGGCCGCCACCGCCAUCCUGAACCUGUCCACUCGCUGCUGGGAGAAACCGGAGAACCUCAGCACCAAACCACACAACAAGGAGAUGGACAUCGAGGUGGACGAGAACGGCACUCUGGACCUGAGCAUGAAGAAGCCCAUUAAACAUGAGGGCAGUCUGUCCGGCACCAGCCCCGGGGUCCGCUCCCCCGACCCCUCCUCCUCCUCUUCCUCCCUCCAUCACGGCAGCGGGAUGACAUCACCAAACCUUCUCGCCUACAAGCAGGAGGAGUGGGAGGGGCCUCUGGAUUACACCAAACCUAACCGCCAGAGGGAGGAGGAAAUGGACGAGAUGGAGCACACAGGUCACUCAUACGUGUCCUCCGACCCCGAGGACUGCGACAUGAUGCAGGACUGUAUGGAGGACAGGAAGUACCCGGGAGAGGUCACCACCCCGAGCUUCAAGGUCAAAUUUCAACCCAAGGACGCCAAGAAAGAGCUGCUCUCGUGUCCCACGCCUGGCUGUGACGGCAGUGGUCACAUCACUGGAAACUACGCCUCUCAUCGCAGUCUGUCUGGGUGUCCUCUCGCUGAUAAGAGCCUUCGGUCCCUCAUGGCGGCCCACACGCCUGAACUCAAAUGUCCGACUCCAGGAUGUGACGGCUCGGGACACAUCACAGGAAACUACACCUCGCACAGAAGUCUCUCUGGGUGCCCGCGUGCCAAGAAAAGUGGAAUUAAAACUCCUACCAAGGACAACCAGGAGGACUCGGAGCUUUUAAAAUGUCCGGUCCCCGGCUGUGACAGUCUGGGUCAUAUCAGUGGGAAGUACGCCACACACCGCAGCGCCUAUGGGUGCCCGCUGGCGGCCCGCAGACAGAAGGAGGGUCUCCUGAACGGGACCCCCUUCAACUGGAAGGCCUUUAAGACAGAGGGACCCACCUGCCCCACCCCCGGCUGUGACGGCUCUGGACACGCUAACGGGAGCUUCCUCACACACCGCAGCCUCUCAGGAUGUCCUCGAGCUUUGUUCGCCAAGAAGAAAGCCAAGUUCCCCUCCGAGGAUUACCUGAGCACCAAGUUCAGAGCCAGUGAUGUCCUGGACAACGACGAGGACAUCAAGCAGCUCAACAGAGAGAUCAACGACCUCAACGAGUCCAACAACGAGAUGGAGGCUGACAUGGUCAACCUGCAGACACAGAUCUCCUCAAUGGAGAAGAACCUGAAGAGCAUCGAGCACGAGAACAAGAUGAUCGAGGAGCAGAACGAGGCUCUGUUCAUGGAGCUGUCGGGUCUGAGCCGUGCCCUGAUCCGAAGCCUGGCCAACAUCCGCCUGCCGCACAUGCAGGAGCCAAUCACAGAGCAGAACUUCGACCGCUACGUGAGCACGCUGACCAACAUGUACACCAACAAGGACUGUAUCCAGAGCCCGGAGAACAAGGCUCUGCUGGAGAGCAUCAACAAGGCUGUGAAGGGCAUCAAAGUCUGACGCGCUGCACACACACACACACACACACACACACACACACACACACACACAUGCAAACACACACACACACACACACACACUCACACACACACAAACACACACACACACACACACACGGGGGAGAAGGCUCACUGUCCUGAAGCGCCGCAGCGUGACGGAGCGGAGGAGAGAUGUUGAAAUACUCGACGAUGUUUUGAAAUAUGAUUCAAAAACAAAAAAGGGAAUUCAGGUUAUUUAAAUAAACGGCAACUUUAAAGAAAUUAUCCCAGGGAGAACGGACCAAAACACUCGCCAUGACGAGGAGGAGGAGGAGGGCGAGGAGGAGGAGGAGGAGGAGACAAGGAGGAGACGAGGAGACGAGGAGGAGACGAGGAGGAGAGGAGUAGGAGACAAGGAGGGGAGGAGGAGGAGACGAGGAGGAAGCAUCCUACAGAAUAAACGGAUCAGAAGAAGAAGAAGGAUGUAAACUGCUGUGUUUAUCGUCUCUUUGUGUCCUGAACUGUUUGUGGAGAAACCUGGAGGAGCGCUGAUGCUCGGCGUGAUGAAGACGAGGACACACACCUCUCUACUUCAUCACCACACACACACGCAGUUUGGUGUGUGUGUGUGGUGUUCCUGCAGCACAGAUGUCAACAGAGAGAUGUUGACAGUGUUGAAAGAGACGAUCCAGGAUCAGUGUUUAUUUCUAUGAUGAUUGAAAAUAAGCCCCGCCCCCUGCUCUUUGAUGUUUUGACUGACAUGAUGCUAGUGGUAGUGUGAAGCGUUUCCGUUAGUCAUAUGGAUAGUAUUUAUGGACGUAGGCCUUGCACUUGAUUUGAUGAUUGUUAUAUAUGAAUUAUUUAAACAUGUGAACUUUUAAAUUAUGACGUUUAUUUAUUUGAAUCUAUUUAUUCUGUUUGUUUUUGAAACACACGGUCAGCGUGUGGCGCCCUGCAGACGUUCAUAUCUGCAGAAUGAUAUGAAGACAUUUUGUUUUUUUACAAACCUUUUUCAUUACAGAUGUUUUAUAACGGAGAGAAUCUUUUGAUAAUAUGACCAACCACUUCUUCUGGGUUGUUUUUCUUUGUUGCAGUCGGACGUGGCGCCGAGAAGAGAAAUGUAUUUAUUAUUUAUUGAAUAUGAAGAGAUGGCGUGAUACCACUGUCUAUUUAUUUUGUUAUUUAUGUGAGUAGUCCUGAAGAUCCACUGCUAAUAAAGAAACCAACCAACACACACAUGUUUGAUUCCUGUAGGCCAGGAGACCAAUCAGCAGCUGAGCACACAGGAAGUGAGCGAGCGAGCUGCUCUCUCUCUCUUUGUCACAAACUCAACACAAACACUUCUACGUUACCUCUCCCGAGCGCUUUGUAGCGGCCAGCUCUGGCUCUCACACACACAUACACAUACACACACACACACACACACACACACACACACACACACACACACACACACACACACACACACACACACA